Closterium sp. Yama58-4 is the source of this 2181-nucleotide messenger RNA. The record is from the annotation of a GenBank genome assembly. Lineage: Eukaryota; Viridiplantae; Streptophyta; Zygnematophyceae; Desmidiales; Closteriaceae.
AUGGCGGAGCCUUUCACUCGCUCCGUGUCGCAGCUCGUCUGCGCUCAGAUUUGCGAAUCUUUUGGCUUCCAGUCCAUCCAACGGUCAGCGCUCGAGACCUUGUCCGACAUCCUGACUCGGUUCAUCACCAGCGUAGGCGACGCCGCACACGCGCACGCGGAGCUCGCAGGGCGAACCGACGCUAACGCCAACGACGUCGCCCUCGCUUUAUCCGACGUCGGCACGUCGCUCGGCGAUCUCGCUCGUUUCGUCGAAUUCGCGGACGACAUCUCGUCGCCGUCGUUAGCGCAAGCCGUCCCGUCCUUCCCCGUGCCCAGAAACCCGCGCUUCGUCGCCGCCAGUUUCCUUCAGAGCGGGGAGGACCCUCCUCCACGUGGCGACAUUCCCGAAUGGCUGCCGGCGCUGCCGGAUCCCCACACGUACAUCGCCACGCCUGUGUGGGAGGCUCGGGGGCAGGACAAGCGGCAGGAUCGGGUGGAGGAGGGGCGGGAGCGGCGGCGCGCGGAGCAGUCACUCGUGUCGCUGCACCAGCGCAUGGGGAUGGUCACCGCGGGCGGCGCGCAGGCGCGCGGUGGUCCUGGCGGCGGGCGCCUGCUGUGGGGCGGAUGGUCACACCUUGGCGCGGGGGACGACCUCCCUGCAAGGCCAGACGCGGGGAUAUCCGCCCCCGUUGCCACUGGUGCAGCGUCCGCGGUGCGCAAUGAUGAUGGCGCUGAGCGGGGCGAGGGGCGGAAGAAGCGGAGGAGGGAGGCAGAUGGCGGGUGGGUGGCGGGCCAGGUUCCUUCCGCGAUAGAUGCGUUCCCGGGGCUCAUGAUGGCCGCGGGCAGGGCGCAGGGGGGCGGGGGAACGGGGGAUGGGGUUGAGGAAAGCGAGGAGGAGGAUGAGCUAGAAGAGGUAGAGGGGAGGAAUGGGGAUGUGAUGGCUGUGGAUGGUGAUAUUGUGGUAGUGGGGGAUAAAGGGAUGAAGGAGGUUGGUUGGAGUGGGUGGUCGGCAGUGGAGAGGGUUUCAGUGCUAGGCCUGCCAGCGUCGAAUACACGACUCGAGAGCAACUAUUUGAUAGGUCGCGAGAUCGGUCGCGGGUUGUACGGCGUGGUUCGCGUGGUGAUGCACAGGAAGUCGCACGAGCGAUACGCGUGCAAGACGGUAGACAAGCGCCGCAUGUCGCAGGAUCAGCUCGCACGCCUCCGCACGGAGUUCGACAUUCUCAAGCGCGUAUCAUCGCACCAAUCCGUAGCGGCCCUUGUCGACCAAUACGAGGACUCCACGUACGUGCAUUUCGUCCUGGAGCUCUGCACUGGAGGGACGUUGUAUGAUGUCCUCACGACGGCCUCUAUCGCGGAUGAUGUGUCUGCUAUUGAUCACUCUGAGAGCACCGCCAGCGCUGCCGCUGCCACAACCAGCACACGCAACAGCAGCGCAAGCACCGCCAGCCGCAGCAGCAGCAGCGUCAGUGGGAGCGCAUCGUCGAAGCGGAUGAGCGAGGCGCAGGCGAAGCAGGUGAUGCGGCAGCUCGCGGAGGCGGUGGCGAGGCUGCACGCGGAGGGCGUGGUGCACCGCGACCUGAAGCUCGAGAACAUUGCAUUCAUGGACGCGCGGGAAGCGGGGGAGGGUGCGUCGCAUCCUGACGGCAGCACACACCAUGGCUCUACCAGCAGCCGCAGCACAGGCACUAGCCGUCAUUUUCCCAGCAUCGGCAGUGCCAGCAGCUUGGCUUCUGAUCUGAGUGGCAGUGAGGCCGACAGCGACUGCACGGGUUCCCUGGCGUCCUCCUCCGCGCCCUGCUCCCCCGCCUUCUCCGCGCCCUUCCCUCCCCUCAAGCUCCUCGACUUUGGUCUGUCCACGUGGCACAAGCGAGCAGACGGGCAGUGGCUGACGGAAAUAGCGGGGACGGCGUACUAUGUGGCGCCAGAGGUGCUGAGGAAGCAGUAUGGCAGCGAGUGUGACGUGUGGAGCAUGGGAGUCGUUCUUUACAUGAUGCUUACUGGAUCGCCACCCUUCUGGGAUGUUUCGGAGGAGGCAAUCUGCUCUGCCGUGUUGGCAGGCCACUAUGACAUGGUCAGUGCACCAUGGCCGUCCAUCUCACCCGCUGCCAAGGACCUCGUCAGACGCAUGCUGCAGACUGACCCGGCCAAACGAAUCACAGCACCUGAAAUUCUUGAGCACGAGUGGAUCAGCUUCUAG